Molecule: messenger RNA, 1227 nt
Organism: Podospora pseudocomata
Lineage: Eukaryota; Fungi; Ascomycota; Sordariomycetes; Sordariales; Podosporaceae
Gene: ASB6
Product: Ankyrin repeat and SOCS box protein 6
Exons: 3
Coding region: 1-1227 (408 amino acids)
Source: RefSeq, a predicted model, not a curated record
AUGGCUAACCCGCUGAGUCUUGUGGCCAGCGCUAUCGCCAUUAUCCAGGGUGGUGAAAAGCUACGAAAGCUUGUCCGCAAGGCUCAGGAACUCAAUAAAGCACCCGCAGAAGUCGAGCUUCUUCUUCGAGAGAUCUCGGAAGCCAGGACAUCCUUCACCUCUCUCCAAUCUACCGUCAUUGCGGCUGCCCAAGGUGCCAGACCCAUCAAUUUUGAGGCAUUACGGAGCCUGCUUCAUCAAUAUUCUUAUCUCCUUGACUCCAUGGAGCUGCUGGUGGACAAGUAUCUUCUCAAAUCGCCCAAGCAAGAUGCUGAGGGGGGAGAUGAAAGGGCAGGAAUGGAGAGGUCUGUUGUGAGGCUGGGAUGGGUUCGGAAAAAGACAAAGGUGCAUGAGAUGCAAGACAAGCUUCGGAAUGUCCGCUUUCUGAUCGUUGAUACUACAUACCGCAGAGAGCGAAAACUACGCGUCAGGGGCUCUAGGGGUAGUUACCACCGCAUCCAAGCCAAACGAGUUACCACUGGCCAAGACAGAGGAAACCCAGACAAUAGCAGAGGGAAUGAUAAAGGGGAAUCAUCAGAAUCCUCCUCCUGGGCCUAUCCCAUCGACUUUCAUGUGCGGCCCAUGCAACCCAUGAUUAACGGCGCAUUUCACCUCCCACACUGGAUCGCCUCCCGCGCGAUCAUACUCACCCUCAUCAACGGACCCUCCAUAUCCGUCUCGCUGACAGUCGCACGCAUUGUCCCCCCCGACUCGGACAUCUUCCGCUACAUCCAAACGGGCAACUGCUCUGGUCUGCAAACCCUGCUCCUCAAAGGCCAAGCUUCUCCCGCAGACAUGAUCGAGUCUCUGUACGGGACCCUUGACGCCCUCCUUUUCGCCCUCAACUGCAACCAAUACGAGAUUUGCCAGCUCCUCCUCUCCUGGGGCGCCGACCCCCACGCUGAAAACAGCACCAAGCUCACCGACUCGGCCGCCAACAUGGCCAGGAAUCUUUCCAUCGAGUGUCCAUCCCCAGCCAACAACGCACGGAAACACCUCAUCGAGUCCACAUUCCCGGCCCCGUUGGACCUCGACCGGCGCCAGUUUUCACUCCUGCACAAGACCGUCCUCGGCCUUGCCUACACCAACCUCCCAGCACUGCUCGCUACCUGCUCACCCGACGCCCUCAACGCCCGCGACUGUCAUGGCGUACCGCUGUCCUCAUGGCCGCCUGGCGCGGCGAUCUGA